Meloidogyne enterolobii is the source of this 330-nucleotide messenger RNA. The record is from the annotation of a GenBank genome assembly. NCBI's taxonomy places the organism in Eukaryota, Metazoa, Nematoda, Chromadorea, Rhabditida, Meloidogynidae.
AUGGCAAAAAUCUUAAAAUCUACAGCUGAACAAGUUUUUGAUGAUAUAUUGCAAUUGUUCUAUUAUUUUGUUUAUUCAUUAUACAAGUAUUUUUGUUUGGAUGUCCAAAUUCAACAACAACAGGAUUUUGGGACAAUUUUUGCUUCUCUAAGGCUUCGUCAACUUAUGGAUAAUGUUCAAAAUACUUAUUUUUGUCAAGUUAAUGGUGACUCUGUUACAGAUGAGCAAAUUCACCAUUUGCCUGCAUUCCCGAAUUUGAGUCCAGAUUUGAAUAACAAUGAAGCCCUUUUUUCUUUAGCUGAACGUUUAAUCGGAGUUGAAUCAAUGUAA